Camarhynchus parvulus is the source of this 3693-nucleotide messenger RNA. RefSeq names its product serine and arginine repetitive matrix 1 (gene SRRM1). Gene Ontology annotation, cellular component: spliceosomal complex. Gene Ontology annotation, biological process: mRNA processing; regulation of mRNA splicing, via spliceosome. The record is from RefSeq and is a predicted model, not a curated record. Lineage: Eukaryota; Metazoa; Chordata; Aves; Passeriformes; Thraupidae. Gene Ontology annotation, molecular function: RNA binding.
CACCCCCGGCACGGCUGAGGGGGCGCGCGGUGCACGCCGGGACGGCAGCGCGCGCCGCGGCCGGGAGGAGGCGGAGGAGCCAAGAUGGACGCCGGGUUCUUCCGCGGAACCAGUGCAGAGCAGGACAAUCGCUUCAGCAACAAGCAGAAGAAGCUGUUGAAGCAGUUGAAGUUUGCAGAAUGCUUAGAAAAGAAGGUGGACAUGAGCAAAGUAAAUCUGGAAGUAAUCAAACCAUGGAUAACAAAACGAGUAACAGAAAUCCUUGGAUUUGAAGAUGAUGUAGUAAUUGAAUUUAUAUUCAACCAGUUGGAAGUGAAGAACCCAGAUUCCAAAAUGAUGCAAAUCAACCUGACUGGUUUUUUGAAUGGGAAAAAUGCUAGGGAGUUCAUGGGAGAACUGUGGCCAUUGCUAUUAAGUGCACAAGAAAACAUUGCUGGUAUUCCAACUGCAUUUCUGGAACUGAAGAAAGAAGAAAUAAAACAACGACAGAUAGAGCAGGAGAAACUGGCUUCCAUGAAGAAACAAGAUGAAGACAAAGAGAAGAGAGAUAAGGAAGACAAAGACAACAGAGAGAAAAGAGACAGAUCCAGGAGUCCAAGAAGACGCAAGUCCCGCUCUCCCUCCCCACGGCGGCGGUCGUCGCCCGUGCGCCGAGAGCGGAAGCGCAGCCACUCGCGCUCCCCCCACCACCGCACCAAGAGCCGCAGUGCCACCCCUGCCCCUGAGAAGAAAGAGGCCACUCCUGAGCCAGAGCCCUCCGUGAAACCAAAGGAGACUGUUGUGCAAGAGGCAGCUUCAAACAGUGAUAUCCCAAAAGCUCCUAAACCUGAACCACCUGUACUAGAGACUAAGGAAACUUCACCAGAACGUAAUUCAAAGAAGGAGAGGGAGCGGGAGAGGGAGAGGGAGAAGGAGAAGGAGAAGACUCGUCAGAGAUCCCCAUCUCGGUCCAAGUCCAGGUCAAGGUCCCGGUCCCGUUCUCCAUCUCAUUCUCGACCCAGAAGGCGCCAUAGAUCACGGUCAAGGUCUUACUCCCCUAGAAGGCGACCCAGCCCGCGGCGCCGGCCGUCCCCGCGCAGGAGGAGCCCACCCCGGAGGAUGCCUCCCCCACCCAGGCACAGGAGGAGCAGAUCCCCCGUCAGGCGGAGAAGACGCUCCUCAGCCUCGCUGUCCGGCAGCAGCUCCUCCUCAUCCUCAUCGCGCUCCCGCUCUCCACCAAAGAAACCUCCCAAGAGACCCGUGUCCAGCCCCCCCCGCAAAACGCGCCGGCUGUCCCCCUCUGCCAGCCCCCCCCGGCGCCGCCACCGGCCCUCGCCCCCCGGCAGCCCCCCGGCCAAGCUGCGCCGCUCGCACCCCCAGCAGUCCAACCGCGCCCGCAAGAGCCGCGGCUCCGUCUCGCCCAGCAGGGCUUCAGCACCCAAACAUAAGAGUACUGAGAAAAGAGAGUCUCCUUCGCCAGCACCCAAGCCCAGGAAAGCAGAAUUGUCGGAAUCAGAAGAAGACAAAGGAGGCAAAAUGGCUGCAGCAGAUUCUGUCCAACAGAGGCGCCAGUACAGGAGGCAAAAUCAACAGUCUUCAUCUGAUUCUGGUUCUUCAUCUUCCUCAGAAGAGGAGAGGCCCAAGAGGUCGAACGUGAAGAACGGGGAGGUGGGCAGGCGCCACCGGCACUCGCACUCACGCAGCCCCUCGCCCUGCAAGCGCCAGAAGGAUUCCUCCCCUCGGAUGCAGAUAGAAAAGAGGUGGCAAUCACCAGUGAUGAAAAGCAGGAGGAGGAGGAGCCCCUCGCCGCCCCCCGCGCGCCGGCGCCGCUCCCCUUCCCCGGCGCCCCCGCCCCGGCGCCGCCGCUCCCCAUCCCCGCCUCGCCGAAGGUCUCCAUCACCACCCCCACGCAGACGUUCUCCCUCUCCACGGAGAUACUCCCCCCCGAUCCAGAGGCGAUAUUCCCCAUCUCCCCCUCCCAAGAGGAGAACAGCUUCUCCUCCUCCCCCUCCCAAAAGAAGGGCCUCCCCUUCCCCCCAGUCCAAGCGCAGAGUCUCCCACUCCCCACCGCCAAAACAGAGGAGCUCCCCUACUGCGAAGCGGCGCUCCCCUUCCGUAUCUUCCAAGCACAGGAAGGGGUCUCCUCCCAGCAGAUCCAACAGGGAAACACGUUCUCCACCACAAAACAAAAGGCAUUCACCUUCACCACGGCCUCGAGCUUCCCACCCCUCCUCCAGCCCUCCCCCGCCGCGCCGGGGAGCGUCAGCAUCACCGCAGAGGAGACAGUCACCCUCACCCAGCAGCAGGCCCAUCAGGAGGGUGUCCAGAACGCCAGAACCCAAGAAAACAAAGGCUUCCACCCCCAGCCCCCGGCGCGUGUCCUCGUCCCGCUCUGCGUCAGGGUCGCCUGAGACAGCUCCCAAAAAACACCAAGGACCUGCAUCUCCUGCCCGCUCUCGCUCUCCUUCUGCAAACUGGUCACCUGCAAAAAAGGCCAAGAGCCCAACUCAGAGCCCAUCACCUGCCAGGAAUUCAGAUCAAGAAGGUGGUGGCAAGAAGAAGAAGAAAAAGAAGGAUAAGAAGCAUAAAAAGGAUAAAAAGCACAAGAAACACAAAAAGCAUAAGAAGGAGAAGGCAGCAGCAGCUGCAGUAACUGCUGCUGUGGCUCCAGCAGACACCACCUCAGCACAGGGAGAGCAGGAAGCAGAGACAGAACCCAAAAAGGAGACGGAAAGUGAACCCGAGGACAACCUGGAUGACCUCGAAAAGCACCUGCGGGAGAAGGCCCUGAGGUCCAUGAGGAAGGCGCAGGUGUCCCCCCCCUCCUAGGCCAACCCUUUGAUAUAAUGUACAUUUUAUUUGGUUUGUACUCAGAAUUCAAUUUCAAAUUGCUAAAUGUGUUUGAGCUUUAGAAUAUAACAUUUGUUGUAAUAAUUGCUAGGUUGAGGUUCACCAUGUACAAAGGGCAUGGAUUUACAUUACAAAAGGUGUCCACAGUGUACUAGUGACAUUCUUUCAUUGACAGCAUAAUUUCAUUUAGAGUGAGACCUUUUAGAAGCAGUAGGAAUUUGUUUUGGAGGUUUGAAACAUGACCGUCAGUUCCCUCAUUUCUUUGAAAUCCAGCAGAGCCUUGAGCAGAAUUUGUGAGGGGCUCAUUUGACUUCUUUUGUAUCACUUACAUGAUGCUACUAACCUUUGUGGUUUGUAGGCUUGCCCAGGAGUAAAACCACUGCAGAAUUCAAGGAAGUACAUCUCUAUUUUAAUGCUUUCUACUGUUGCCUGUAUAGUCUCCAUUAAAGCCAAUCAAGAAUAGCAAUUUAGAGUGGUACAUAAAUGAAAGCAUGUUGUUUACCAGGACACUGUGGGUUUAUAUUGAUGUAACAUGUUGAUUUGGAACACUGGAAUUUCAUUUGUAUUUUUAUGUUCUUUUUUUAAAGGGCAGUUUCCAUGAUCAGCAGACCCAGAAAAAAAAUAAUAAUUCCUUCAGUUCCAUAAAUUUUGUUUGUGAGCUGUCGUUGCCCCAUUCAUAAAUCUUGUCUCGUUACGGUUCUUCGGAAUGGUCUGAGCAACUUUCAGAGCUGUGUUCUUUGAAAGUUUAGAGGAACCUGAACUUUGGAUAUUGUCAUGUUUUCACUGUUCUUUGUUUUUGUUUUUUUAACUAAAGCUAUAUAAAGCUUGUGGAUUAAACAAAAUAAAUUUCUAAAUUUAAACAGA